AUGCUGACGACAGGCGUUGAAAAGAAAUAUAAAAACCAAGGAGGAAAAGGACGGGUUCCAUGUGAGAAGAAAGUGAAAAAUAUUCCCUUAUGUGAUUUAUUAAAAGCAUGGAUGUGGUAUAUGCACUGGUUUUGUGUUCCUACUAAGGUUAUAGAAUAUGUCAUUAAGGGGGCGAAUGGUGUAAGGACGGACUUCAUGAAGCAAGGUGGGAAGUAUGUAGACUGCAUUUAUGAUGCUGCAUUUAAGAUUCCUACAGACGACGAAAGGUAUAGGGUAGGUGAAGCGGAUGAAGUAUUUGGCACAAGUUGGUUGCAUACUAAGAUAAGAAAAGCAACUAACGAGAAAAAAUGGUGUGAAGACAGUAAAUGGCAAUAUCGGGACCGUGCGCCGGAGGGUUCAAUCAAACCACGAGCGGAGGAAGAGGAGGAGGAAAAAAUUAUCAGUGAUGAUGACAACUCAAAUAACGUGCAGGAAAUUAUGGACCAAAUUGAGGAAGUAUUAGAACAGGAGGAAGGAGGGGGAGGAGGAGGGGUGCCUACAUCAAGUGAAACGGAAGAGACAAAGAAGAAAAUAGAACCACCGCAAGAGGAGACUCAUAAUCAGGAAGAAAAGAAACCACCAAUACCUAUACCAGAGAAACCACAACCAAAAGUACCGGAGGAAUCUGACCAGGCGACUUCAGGUGCUGAUGUCAAAGGGAAAAAGAGUUCGGAGGAACCAGGUUCCCCGAGGGAAGAUACUGUGGACCCACCAGCACAGGAACAGGCCGAGGAUCCUGAUAAGGGUGUUACUAAGCAAGAUCAUCCCGUUGAACCUGUUCCUGCCCCUGCUCCUGCUCCUGCUCCUCCACCUCGAACUUCUGAUCCUGGGGCUGGAGGUAGCAGAGCAAGUGAAGCUGAUUUAAAAGCACCCAAGGCUCUUCCACUUAGUGACAUGAAGGACCACCCCGUCCUUCCUUACCUCCCUCUUACUCCUGCCGUGCUUGGUAUUUCUAUCAUGAGCUACUUACUCUGGAAGUACUUUGGAAUGCUUGGUAAGAGAAGAAAACGUCACCGAAGAGCUCAUCAAGUACGUGGUCCGUCCUUAGAACAGCAGAUUGUUGACCAUGUUGACCAUCUUGGUCCACGUGAAUAUUACAUUGUAAAGCAACGCAGACAACCAAGGUCAACACCUAUAAAAAGGAGAAAAAAACGGGUUCCUGGUCAUCGCCGUGCUGAUCGUCGUGGUGGUGUACGUCGCCGCAUGAUUAUUGAUAUUCAUUUAGAAGUGCUAGACGAAUGUCAAAAGGGGGAACUGCAUUCGACGAAGGAAGACUUUUUUGAAAUUUUGGUUCAAGAAUUCAUGGGAAGUGAAUUCAUAAAAGAACAAAAUGUUCCGGAGGAACAGGUUUCUAGGGUUGAUGUUUCCAAGAUAGAGAUUCCAAGUUUAGAUUCCGGAUUUAGGGAGGAAGACUUUACUCCAGAGGAAAAUAUUCUGAAGGAGCAGGUUCCAAGUUCAGAUUUCGGGAAGAAGUUCCUAAGGAAGAAGUUCCUAAGGAAGAAGUUCCUAAGGAAGAAGUUCCUAAGGAAGAAGUUCCUAAGGAAGAAGUUCCUAAGGAAGAAGUUCCUAAGGAAGAAGUUCCUAAGGAAGAGGUCCAAAGUUCAGAUUCCGGAUUUAGGGAAGGAAGACUUUAUUCUUAGGGAAGAUGUUCCAAGUGCAGAUUCCGGUUUUAGGGUGUAG
This is a messenger RNA of Plasmodium coatneyi, 1719 nucleotides long. Its product is annotated as SICA antigen. The transcript is spliced from 4 exons. NCBI's taxonomy places the organism in Eukaryota, Apicomplexa, Aconoidasida, Haemosporida, Plasmodiidae. The record is from RefSeq and is a predicted model, not a curated record. The coding region runs from base 1 to 1719 and encodes 572 amino acids.